UACACAUACUAGAAGGACUAAUAGCAGAAUUUAAUCAUUAUUUAACUUUCUUACUUUUUCUUUCCAUUUUUAAACAAAAUAUCCGCAUCUCUGCAUUUUUAUUUAGCAAUCGGCUGUUUCCCAGCUUAAGAGAAACAUGGAAGGAGAAAUAAUUGGAGAAGGAGAAAUCCUGGGAGGAGGAGAAAUGCCAGGAGGAGGAGAAGUCCUGGGAGGAGGAGAAAUCCUAGAACGAACAAGAUCUUUGGCAGCUCCUUUUGUUUUCUUCAUUAUCAUUUCCUUUCAAUUUGCUGCCAAACGGCUCCAAGAUUUGAAGAGGGGAGCAUCCAAAACUGAUAAAGAAAUGCAGCUUCGUGCAGAGAUUAAGCAGCUUCUAAAAGAGGCUGCCUCCUAUUCGCAGCCAUCUACAUUUGCACAAGCAGCUAAGCUUAGGAGGAUGGCUGCUGCCAAGGAGAAGGAACUUGCAAAUUAUCAGGCACAUCUGACGCAAGAGAUGAAGCUGUCAUAUGAUUUGUAUUUGAAAGUUUUGUUCAUUGUAAAGGUUAUAGCUCAUGUUGUGAUAAUCCUUUGGUUUUGGAGCUCCCCUGUUGCUUACGUAUCUCAACAUCUUGUGCAACCCUUUGGGAGGCUGUUAUCCUGGAAGAUUGGGGGUUCUUCAGACAACAAUGUCCGGGUUGGGAUUAUACCCUGGUUGAUAUUAUGUUCCAGAGUUAGCAAGUUUGUUUGUUGACUCAUCAAGUAACGGCGCAAAGGACCUAUGUAACAACAUACUUUUUGGUCAAUGCAUGUUUGAAGUUAUGAAUUAACAUCUGUUCAGAAAAAUUGGUUCAUUUCAUUUUAUCAAUAAAUAAAAGUGAGCAAUUUUGGUGUGCUUUUUCUUUGAUCA
Messenger RNA from Gossypium raimondii (Peruvian cotton), 883 nucleotides. RefSeq names its product protein GET1. Bases 137 to 727 code for a protein of 196 amino acids. Gene Ontology annotation, biological process: tail-anchored membrane protein insertion into ER membrane. NCBI's taxonomy places the organism in Eukaryota, Viridiplantae, Streptophyta, Magnoliopsida, Malvales, Malvaceae. The record is from RefSeq and is a predicted model, not a curated record. The transcript is spliced from 8 exons.